AUGCUGGUGGUGGUGCUGGGUUUUCCGAAAAAAGUGGCUAGUGGAGGAUUUUCCGCAAAACCGAUAACCAACCCCGUUCUAGACGUUUGGUAUCCAUCGUUAGCGGUGCUGAUGCUCGCCGUUGGCCUCGUAAUCACCGCAUCUUUCUUUAUCUAUGAAGCGACCUCUUCGAGGAAAAACCGUAGUCUUGCUAAAGAACUUGUAAUAGGGGCAGUCACAUUUGUCUUUUUGGGCUUUGGAUCCUUGUUCUUGCUCCUUUCUUCAGGUGUUUAUGUCUGAUUAAUGCAAACAUAAUAGUUUUGGAAGUUUAUGAUUUCUUGAAUAUUACAAUUUCUUUUACACAUUAUAGAUAUUUGAUCUGACAUCUUUGAAUUAAAUUA
Messenger RNA from Helianthus annuus (common sunflower), 380 nucleotides. RefSeq names its product transmembrane protein 258-like. The record is from RefSeq and is a predicted model, not a curated record. Gene Ontology annotation, cellular component: membrane-bounded organelle. Gene Ontology annotation, biological process: protein N-linked glycosylation. Bases 1 to 279 code for a protein of 92 amino acids. NCBI's taxonomy places the organism in Eukaryota, Viridiplantae, Streptophyta, Magnoliopsida, Asterales, Asteraceae. The transcript has 2 exons.